Messenger RNA from Manihot esculenta (cassava), 510 nucleotides. RefSeq lists its product as uncharacterized. The transcript has 2 exons. The coding region runs from base 1 to 510 and encodes 169 amino acids. Lineage: Eukaryota; Viridiplantae; Streptophyta; Magnoliopsida; Malpighiales; Euphorbiaceae. The record is from RefSeq and is a predicted model, not a curated record.
AUGACUACUCCUGCAUGGUUACACCUAUUUCCCCAGCAUCCACUUGAUAAUUUGGUGAGUUUUGUGUCUGACCAUUCACCAUUAAUGUUAACAUUUUCUGCUCAGAAUCUAUCAUCAUCCCCUGCUCGUUUUCAAUUUGAAAAUGUAUGGUUAAAGGAUCUAGAACUUAUUGAUUUGGUUACUGCUAAUUGGCGAUCUACAAGUGCACAGUUGUUAGAUCAUCUUCGUUUCUAUUCUGAUAUUAUGGCUAGGUGGGGUGGAGAUUUUCUGAGUCAAUUUAAACGCAGGAUACAAUGGCUUAAAAAUGAGUUGUCUCAUGCUAGAUCACCAGACAAUAUUCACACUGUCUCUUAUUAUUCUUCCUUACAUUCAGAGUUGAAUGAUUUGCUAUUAAAGGAAGAAGUGUUUUGGAAGCAGCGGGACUAUGAUCGUGUGGUUCAAUGUGUACCGACUCGAGUUACAGCAGAAGUUAACCAAUCAUUGUUGGAUCCAUAUUUUAUGGCCGAUUAA